This is a messenger RNA of Sardina pilchardus (European sardine), 1353 nucleotides long. Its product is annotated as perforin-1-like. The transcript has 2 exons. The record is from RefSeq and is a predicted model, not a curated record. Gene Ontology annotation, molecular function: wide pore channel activity. Gene Ontology annotation, biological process: defense response to virus; immunological synapse formation; T cell mediated cytotoxicity. Bases 818 to 1210 code for a protein of 130 amino acids. Lineage: Eukaryota; Metazoa; Chordata; Actinopteri; Clupeiformes; Clupeidae. Gene Ontology annotation, cellular component: membrane.
GGAGUAAUUGCUGUUAGAAGCGGCUGCGGAGUAUCCCAGCAGAAGAUGCUACCCGGUUCGCUUCUUCAAUCUGUCUCAGAGUCAAAUCCUAAGACCACGUCUGUUCAACAUUGUUAUGUCAAUCAUGCCAACUUGGAAAGGUGGCAGCCCCUUGCACAAAACCGGCUGUGACCAGAUGGCAAAACUCAGACACACAGCCCCAGCUGCUACUUUCGGCCCAUGAUGUUAUCACUGAUGUUCCCCAGCUACCAGGCCUUGGUGGUAAACAAAGGAAAUCACAAAGGCAACAGUACUUACCAUUUAUAAACUGUGAGUUUCAAAUAAACAAAAAGAAGUGAGAAAUUGAUAACUUCAUGCACAGUCUUGAUAUUAAUUGAAUCUGUAUAUUCACAUUUAACUAAAUUGUGUAUUCAAGUCUGUUUUUAAGAUGUAGCCAAUUAGUUCUAUCAACAAACAGCUUGAUGUUCAGAAAUGUUAUUCCUGAAGCCAUGUGAUAGAUUAUCAUAAAACAAAAGAUGCAAAAAGUAAGGAGAAAUUCAAUCAUUCUGAAGCUUAUUUAGACAGACCUUCAUCAGACUGGAUAGAACUGCAUUCUCUGUGACCUGGGUUAAGGUGAAGGUUGAUACAGGUCAGAACUACAGUAGGAGGCUGAUUAUUAUUGACCAGAGUCCUCCUGAGAGAGGCCCAGCUGUGAUGAAAGAUAAAGUGUCAAGUGCUCCUUUAAAAGCUGGAAAGAGGUGGAAAGAACUCAUCUGGGCACACGUUCAACAAGACACAGUUUCUCGAGCCUGAACUUCAGCCCUUGACUGCCCUGAGAAUGGCAUCUUCCUGCCUCUUGCUGCACCUGGGCCUCCUGGUCCUGUCUCUGCUGUGUGCUGCAAAUGCUGAUGUCUACGUGUGGGGCAUCCGUGGCUACGGCAUGACAGGCGAUCCCUUCGGUAAUAAACCUGAUCCCUACAUCAAAGCAUACUGUGGCAGUACUUUCGGUGGCAUGACCGAGUUCAUAAAAGACAAUGCUAACCCAUACUGGAGUGCGGACUUCAGCUUCCGCGAUGGGAAAGCUGGAGACACUCUGAAACUGGAAGUGUGGGAUAAGGACUUGAAUUUUGAUGAUCAUCUGGGAAACUGCUAUUCGACUGUAAGUGCUGGCAGCCACAAGGUGACUUGUAACUUUGGUAAAGGCACUUUAGAAUACCACUACGAGGUGUGAUUAUGCUAUCUUCACACUUUUUCUUUUUUGUUUGGAGAAGCUGUGGCUUACUAUGGAAGUUGUGCAUGGCUGGUUUAAUUUCAAAAUACUGGACGCUUUUGUCAUUAGAAAAUACCACUAUAAAAUAAAACAGUGUUUUCUUC